UACUGUAGUAGAAGUAGAAGUAGCAGAACUGACCUUUUUCAUGCCUUCUUAUUCACAGCCCACUUCACUCCAUUUUCCUACAUGACAAACUCAUUCUCUCAUUAUUCAUCUCUCACUUCUCUCUCUCUCUAUUUAUCUUCAAUUCUUGUCUUGCAUGGCUAAUUAGUGAACUUAUUUACCCUAAAAACAGCUCUUGCUUUGUGUUUCUGUGUUGUGUUGUGUUUUAUUUCUUCUUCUGUAGCUCAGUUUUGGUUUCAAUGGGUCUUACUUCACUUCAAGUUUGCUUGGAUUCUGAUUGGCUUCAGGGAACGAUUCACGAGGAGACUGGAAUGGAUUGUUCUUCACCAUCAGAAGAUAUGCUCACAUGCUCAAGGCCAUUAAUAGAGAGAAGACUCCGGCCACCGCAAGACCAAGCUCUUAAGUGUCCGAGGUGUGACUCAACACACACCAAGUUUUGCUACUACAACAACUACAGUCUCUCUCAGCCGAGGUACUUCUGCAAAACUUGCAGAAGGUACUGGACUAAAGGCGGAACUUUAAGGAACAUUCCUGUAGGUGGUGGCUGUCGAAAGAACAAAAAAGUUGCUAAAAAAUCUAAUGAUAAUCUUAACCAUAAUCAACCUAUUAACCACAAUAUUAUUGGUUCUUCAUCGUCUUCUCAUCAUCAUAAUAUGAACCCUACUGAUCUUCACCUUUCAUUUCCUGAUCAUCAUAACCUACAAUUUUCACACCUUGGUAACUUGCUUAACACUCAAGGUACACUUUCAAAUCCCACUUUCUUGGACAGUAAGUAUAACAUUGGUGAACUAGUUAACGUUGGAUCAUCAUCGUCGAACUCCAGGAGUUAUGAUUUUAUGGGGAAUAGUGACGUGGACAUGACUCAUCAUGGGCUCGGUGAUAAUCAGAUCAGUCAUCAUCAUGGAUUAGGACCAAAUUAUCAUGGUCUUAACUGCUCUCCAUUUGGAAUGUCCAUUGAUGGAAAUAAUAAUGGAAAUGGUUUCAUGGAAACUUACCAAAGGUUUAUGCUACCAUAUGAUCAUCAUCAUGACCAAACCACACUUGAUGUUAAACCUAACCCGAAGCUCUUAUCUCUCGAAUGGCAAGAUCAAACUCAAGGAUGUUCUCAUGAUGGUACUGGUAAAGAAACAUUUGGGUACUUAGGAUCAUCAUGGAGUGGCAUGAUCAACGGCUAUGGAUCCUCAGCAACCAAUCCUUUGGUGUAAUUAUAAUGGGAAGUUUUUUUUUGUGUUCCUUUCUAUUAUAAGGUGGUCAUUAUAGAACUAUAUUGACGCGUUAAAGCAGCAGCUAGCAUCUGAAGGAAGACUGGGUCACUACUGUGUGAAAUGAGAAGUUUAAAGAGUCCAAAAAUGACUGCCAUUAGUGUAUGUUAUUUGAUUUUAUGUUUCUUAUCUUGUUUUUAUCUUUUCAUUUCUUCCUUUCCUAAUUUGGUGUCUUUUAUAUAAGACAUUUUAAAGAUGUAGGGGUUUAUUAAUUAUAUCGAGGGAGAUAUGGUAAUGCUUUUUCUUAGGUUAA
Molecule: messenger RNA, 1533 nt
Organism: Mercurialis annua (annual mercury)
Lineage: Eukaryota; Viridiplantae; Streptophyta; Magnoliopsida; Malpighiales; Euphorbiaceae
Product: dof zinc finger protein DOF5.6
Exons: 2
Coding region: 258-1223 (321 amino acids)
Biological process (GO): regulation of DNA-templated transcription
Molecular function (GO): DNA-binding transcription factor activity; DNA binding
Source: RefSeq, a predicted model, not a curated record